This is a messenger RNA of Aspergillus neoniger CBS 115656, 591 nucleotides long. RefSeq names its product cytochrome c oxidase subunit VIb. NCBI's taxonomy places the organism in Eukaryota, Fungi, Ascomycota, Eurotiomycetes, Eurotiales, Aspergillaceae. The transcript is spliced from 5 exons. Gene Ontology annotation, cellular component: mitochondrion; respiratory chain complex IV. The coding region runs from base 62 to 343 and encodes 93 amino acids. The record is from RefSeq and is a predicted model, not a curated record.
CCCCUCCAAUCAACACCCCAAGUUUCCAAUUUAAGGUUACUAUACCUUCAAUCUUAUCACAAUGGGUGCCAUUCCUGAAGUUGACCCCGAUGAGCCCGUCGAGACCAAGCCCUUCAAGUUCGUGACUGGUGGCUAUGACGCUCGUUUCCCCCAGCAGAACCAGACCAAGCACUGCUGGCAGAACUACGUCGACUACCACAAGUGUGUCACCGCCAAGGGCGAGGACUUCCGCCCAUGCCGCCAGUUCUACCACGCCUUCCGCUCUCUCUGCCCCAAGGCCUGGACUGACAGAUGGGAUGGCCAGCGCGAGGCUGGUAACUUCCCCGCUCGUCUCGACCGGUAGACGCAUUUAACUACUUUGUUCACCGUUAAUUGAAAGUUCAAAGUUGUUUUUCGUGUGUCUUGUCAACAUGUACUCUACCCUAUAAGUUGGAUCCAGCGAGAAUUGUUAGCUCUGAGCCCCUCCCCAGACUCAAUUCGGCUGGGUUGGAAGACGAGUGUAUAUAGACUCGCGUAGUUGGAAUGAUGUGUCAAACAAACCGCGCCCAUAAAGCUCAGCAUAAGCUCGUAGCCAAUAAUUUUCUUAUGAAU